Molecule: messenger RNA, 1588 nt
Organism: Schistocerca gregaria
Lineage: Eukaryota; Metazoa; Arthropoda; Insecta; Orthoptera; Acrididae
Product: phosphoribosylaminoimidazole-succinocarboxamide synthase-like
Exons: 3
Coding region: 49-1080 (343 amino acids)
Biological process (GO): 'de novo' IMP biosynthetic process
Cellular component (GO): cytoplasm
Molecular function (GO): phosphoribosylaminoimidazolesuccinocarboxamide synthase activity
Source: RefSeq, a predicted model, not a curated record
UUUUUAUCUCAAAGCUUUUUUUGAAAGUCGUUUUACUUCCGAUCCAGCAUGUGCGAUUCAAGUAACUGUGAAUCUCCCUAUCUCUCAAUUAUUUGUCAGAACCUAAAACAUGCUUUAAAAAAUACGGAUUUAACUAGCAUUCCGGGGAUUCUACCUUACCACUCCGGAAAAGUUCGAGAUAUAUUUUCCCUAGCCGAUUUACCCAACAACCUUUUAAUGGUGACUUCAGAUCGUCUCAGCGCCUUCGACCGUGUAUUGACUGACAUUCCAUUCAAAGGACAAGUAUUGGCACAACUCAGCCAAUAUUGGUUUCAAGAACUUUCGCAUAUUAUUCCCACGCACUUUAUAUUAUCGCUUGAUCCUAACGUCUGGUUGACUCAUCGAUGCACCGUUUUCCAAAUUGAGUUCGUAGUUCGCGGAUAUAUUACGGGUACUACUGAAACAAGCCUGUGGACCCGUUAUGCUGCCGGAGAAAGGACAUACUCUGGUAUUAAGCUAGAAGAGGGAUUGAAAAAGAACCAAAAAUUACCAUGUCCAGUUGUAACACCAACAACAAAAAGUACUGAUCACGACAGACCUAUCAGUCCAGAAGAAAUUGUACAAGAAGGAUGGAUGAAAAAAGAAGAAUAUGAAUAUUGUGCAAAAAAAGCAUUGCAACUAUAUGAAAAAGGAGUCAAAACGGCAUUAGAAAAAGGAUUGCUAUUAGUUGAUACAAAAUAUGAAUUUGCCAAGGACCAAAAUGGUGUGAUCCUUCUAGUCGAUGAAGUUCAUACUCCAGAUUCUUCUCGAUAUUGGCUUGCUUCUUCUUAUAUGGACCGUUUUUCCAAUAAUUUAGAUCCAGAGUGCUUUGACAAGGAUAUCAUUAGAAGAUGGUACCAGAAAAAUAGCGAUCCAUAUCGCGAUGAAAAUUUACCAGAGGCUCCAAAAGAACUGAUAGCCGAUGUCUCACUGCGCUAUAUUAAGUUAUACGAGACCUUAACUGGCCUGAAGUUCGAAUUUCAAGAUGAACUGGAUACAUCUAGGCGCGUCCGGACCAAAAUUGAAAAAUGGAUAAACGGAAGUAAAAGCCAGACAAGUUAAAAAUAUGCCUGUUAGUUUGUUUCAGAUUUGAUGUGACACUUGAUUUGUAACGCUUAUCGUAUAUCUGCAUCGCACAAGGAUGUUAUACAACCAGACACAAAUGUUUUAGUUCACCAUUUUCAAACUUAUCAACUGUUUCACGUCUGUCUCCCUUUACAAAUACGUGCAUAGAAUCUUUGUCUCCCUCUGUGGAUCCACCUGCAGUGCUGAUAUCUAAAAAUCAAACCGGAUCCUCGGGGAAUGCCAUUGACAAAAAGAGUAAAAAAAACAGAGAUUAGAAAAUAGAAAAAAAUGUAGAAGAGUCCUUCACGAAUGAUUUUGUAUAUGGUGAAUCUAAUAAUCCUUUAGACUCAUCUUAUGUACCUACACCUGGUAGGUCAAAAAAAUUAGGUUCUGAAAAAAAAACCCCCGUGAAGUGAACCAAUAAAUCAGGGGUCUUUGACCAAACAUUUAUUUUUUUAAUAAAUAGAGAUUAUUUUAUGUAGGUUUUCUACGUUAAAUACGUAAA